AUGGCUGCUUGUAAACUUCGUCUGACACCGUGUAGUUUUCUUCGCUCUGGUAUUGUCUCGUUGUUAUACUUAUCCACUGUCAGGAUGGACGGCAUGGGUCUGGCGGUCAGUCGUUCAUCGCUCGAGCGCCUCGAGUUUGACAAUGUCGCACUCAAGAAACUUCUGUUGGAUACAUCAGAAGAGCCUGGUCCGCGAAGGCUGGAAGGAGCCUGUUUCUCCCGAGUAAAGCCGAAGCCAGUGGUCAUGCAUCGGUUCGUGGCAGUCUCAAUGAACGCCGCGAAGGUUCUGAACGGCCCCCUUGGUCCAGAGUAACUGAGCGGCUCCAAAGUAAUGCCAGGGUCCGAGCCUGCCGCGCACUGCUACUGCGGUCACCAGUUCGGCUCGUUCGCCGGACAGCUGAGGGACGGGGCAGCCUGCUAUCUGGGUGAAGUUAAAGCUCCAGCUGACUAGAGGCCAGUGCUGCUCCGGGAGAACCCCAGUGUCUGGUGGGAGAUUCAGGUCAAGGGAGCUGGUCUGACUCCCUACUCCUGACAAGCUGACGGCCAUAGAGAGUUUCUGUGCAGUGAGGCGGUGUUCGCUCUGGGGGUGCCCACUACCAGGGCAGUCACUGGUGACAGCAAUGUGGUACGAGACGUGUACUACAGAAGGUACCCCACUAAAGAGAGGUGCUCUGUUGCCCUCCGCAUCGCACCCACCUUAAUCAGGUUCGGGUCCUUUGAGAUCUUUAAGGUGGCUGAUGAGAACACAAGCUGGCAGGGCCCCAGCUACGGCCACGAUGAGAUCAGAGGUCAGAUGAUGGAUUAUGUCAUAUAGAGCUUCUACCCAGAGAUCCAGCAGAACCACACAGACAGAGUGGAGAGGAAUGUGUCAUUCUUCAGAGAGGUAAUCAUGGACACUAGCGUAUUGGUGGCCCAGUGGCAGUGUGUGGGCUUCUGCCAUGGAGUCCUCAACACAGACAACAUGAGCAUCCUGGGGCUCACACUAGACUACGGCUUCAUGGACAGGUUUGAUCCUGAUUUCAUCUGCAAUGCCUCAGACAACUCAGGCUGCUACACUUAUCAGGCCCCCUGCCGCUGGAACCUGGCUUGUCUGGCCGAGGCCUUGGACCCAGAGCCCCCAGGCCGGGCAGAGGCUGUCCUGGAUGAGUACCCGCCCCUCUACAACACCUUCUACCUGGGCAACAUGAGGAGGAAGCUGGGCCUGCUGAGGAAGGAAGAGCCAGAGGAUGAGAUGUUGUGCAUGGUCUGCAGGAGCUCAGUGAUCAACACAGAUGGUCUCGGAGCGGAGGACGGUGACCAUGAAGCUGGGUGUGGCUCGAAGGAGCUGCUGGAGGUCGAGGCCAAGCACAGAGAGAACUGGGUCACCUCCUACAGGCAUGGAAAAGAGCAGGUUUGGUCUAGUGUUUGCACUAGAGGUGUUUUUAGUCAUAGAUAUUUUUGUCUGAGUCAUCCAGCUCUGUGUUGUGACUGGUGCAGCAAGCGUCUGGUUGAGGGCCAAAGGGCCGUCCAGGCACUGCAGGAGGAGAGGGUGAAAGUGAUGAACGGCACCAACCCACAAUACGUCCUCAGGAACUACAUCACCCAGAAUACAAUAGAGUCCGCCGAGAACGGAGACUUCUCUGAGGUCCAGCGGCUCUUGAAGGUUCUGGAAAAUACUUUCUCUACCCAGCCGGGUCUGGAGCAACUUAGUUGGCUGGACCAAGUGGUGGUGGAGGAGCAGGGAGAGAUGGAGCAGCAGGUGGCAGAAGCGGCAGCAUCCCAAAUGUGUGUUCCCUAUAACAGCAAGCCUCAAGUUUGGGCCAAUGAAAUUUGUGUCACCUGAUCUUCCCUUCUGAUCACCCUUCCCUGACAGUCUACCCACCCAUAUGUACAAUAGAGACUGUCACUGUCUUUUCUUCCUUUGUUUACCUAUACCUCUCUCCUCAUACUCUCUUUACUUGGGUGGGUAAUGGCACGGAAGGUACAUUUUAAUGAGGUAAGAUGUUAACCACUCAGCCUAUAGAUAUGCAAGGUUGUGUUAAGAGUUUUGGCACAUUUCACAAAGUACAACUCCAGAAAUCUGAAAUGACACAUUUUUUUGAUCUAAGUGAUAAUUACAUUUAUGGAAAUAUCAUGUGUUCAGUUGAUUUGUAGUCUUUAUACAGAUGUCUCUGUAGAUCUGUGUAGCCUAUUGGCUGUCUGGUUAUGAACGACAGCCCAGACGUCCAGUCCUACAAUGACCCAUCUGAGUCCAAGAGACUUGGAGUAUCACCUCUAUGUACCAAAUAAUGUGUGUGAAAGGGAAUGUACAUGAUUUACAUAUCUGAAUUUUACAGAAUGAGUCACAUAAUGUUACUAAUUGAGCCACAAAGGACUUCAUACACAAGUAUAACAUAACAUAAAUGUCAAUGUUGUAAAUGUCAUAGCAAUUGUAACACUGACCAUUUGGUGCUUCAUUGCACAAAUACUACUACACCACAUUGCAUCGUGUAGGUCAUGAUAACAUUCUAUGUAUUGCAUACAUUUUCCAGAAAGCUUCAAAACUGCCAUUGUCAACUAAAUAUUUGCCAAGGAAAUCAUGAGCAAUGGUUUUGUUUAAUUUCUUGGGAUAAAUUGUUUUUUAUGAAUUGAUAUGGAAAUUAUAUGUCAUGAUGCUGAAGAAAUGGCUUUUAUAGGGUGUUCCUUGGUAACUUGAAUUUCUUUGAAACGCUAAUAUUGUGGCCCAAAGUUGAGCUAUUUGUAACGUCAAUGUAAUGUUCAAUAUUCUAUUUUUGUAAGUUGGAAGAUUUUACCUAUGGCAAUUUUUGUAUAGGAAAACAAGAUGCACUACUCAAAUGGCUUCUCUUGGGCUCCAGGUAAAUUCUCUGAGGUACAUAUGAAUCAAACUCAUAAAUUAACGUUUCAACCACUGUGACCACCACCAUAUGUCUUUGUCAUUACCCCCUUCAAAACAUGUCAUACCAUGAGGAAUAGAGGGACCUCUGUCAGGUGACGGAUGAGCAAUAAUUCUGUUCAUAUUGAUCAGCAAAAUAUUAUAUAUAUAAUUAUAAUUAUAAUUAUAUUAUAACCUGUGGUGUUUUUAUUUAUUGAUUAUUAAUGUACAUAUGAAAUGUAUUAUCUUCUGAGAGCUUCCUCUAUAUGCGAACUGUAGUUGGUAAACUUAUACAAAAAU
Oncorhynchus mykiss (rainbow trout) is the source of this 3150-nucleotide messenger RNA. The record is from RefSeq and is a predicted model, not a curated record. NCBI's taxonomy places the organism in Eukaryota, Metazoa, Chordata, Actinopteri, Salmoniformes, Salmonidae.